This is a messenger RNA of Abrus precatorius (Indian licorice), 1888 nucleotides long. RefSeq names its product pentatricopeptide repeat-containing protein At2g29760, chloroplastic-like. Lineage: Eukaryota; Viridiplantae; Streptophyta; Magnoliopsida; Fabales; Fabaceae. The record is from RefSeq and is a predicted model, not a curated record. The transcript has a single exon. Gene Ontology annotation, biological process: RNA modification. Gene Ontology annotation, molecular function: RNA binding; protein binding. Bases 286 to 1842 code for a protein of 518 amino acids.
CACUCACCGUCGUGUUGUUCCGUAUCAGAACACCCCAACAGCUUGACAAACCUCGCAGCCCUACUACAGGGCCACAUUCCACGUUCUUCUCUUCUCCAAAUCCAUGCACGCAUUUUCCAACUUGGUGCACACCAAGACAACCUCAUAGCCACGCGCCUCAUUGGCCACUACCCAUCUCGCAUUGCUCUUCGGGUCUUUCACCUCGUCCAAAACCCAAACAUAUUCCCUUUCAACGCCAUCAUCAGAGUCCUCGCUCAAGAGGGUCACUUUUUUCAUGUCGUUUCCAUGUUCAACGAUUUGAAACGACGUCUACUUUUGCCCAAUGACUUAACCUUCUCUUUCCUCUUUAAGGCUUGCUUUCGCUCCAAACAGGCCCGUUACGUUGAACAGAUUCAUGCCUACAUUCAGAAGAUGGGUUUUCUCUCUGACUCUCUUGUUUGUAAUGGGUUGGUUGCUGUGUAUGCUAAAGGCUUUAAUAAUUUGGUUUAUGCCCGUAGAGUGUUUGAUGAAAUUCCUGAAAAAAGUGUAGUUAGCUGUUGGACUUCUUUGAUCACUGGUUUUGCUCAGUCUGGUCAGAGUGAGGAGGUUUUGCAGCUUUUCCAUGUGAUGAUUGGGCAGAAAUUGUUUCCUCAAAGUGAUACUAUGGUCAGUGUUUUAUCAGCUUGUUCUAGCCUUAAGAUGUCAAAAAUUGAGAAAUGGGUUAACGUUCUUUCAGAAUUGGUUGGUGAUAGCACGAGUCCUGAAGAAACUUGCCAAGAUUCAGUUAACACGGUCCUGAUUUACUUGUUUGGUAAAUGGGGGAAGAUUGAGAAGAGUAGAGAAAGGUUUGACCAAAUUUCUGCAACAGGAAGAAGAGGUGUGGUUCCAUGGAAUGCUAUGAUAAGUGCAUACAUUCAAAAUGGCAGCCCUGUGGAGGGUUUAAGUCUUUUCCACAAGAUGGUAGAAGAACAAACCACUAGACCUAACCACAUUACAAUGGUUAGUGUGCUUUCAGCUUGUGCUCAAAUUGGUGAUUUGAGUCUUGGUUCUUGGGUACACCAGUACCUAAUAUCUGUUGGAUAUAAAGGUACAAUUGGGUCUAACCAAAUUCUUGCUACAUCUUUAAUUGACAUGUAUUCUAAAUGUGGCAGUUUGGAUAGGGCAAAGGAAGUUUUUGAGCAUACAGUCUCCAAAGAUGUUGUCUUAUUCAAUGCAAUGAUAAUGGGUCUUGCAGUAAAUGGUGAAGGAGAGGAUGCAUUGAGACUCUUCUACAAAAUGCCAGAAUUUGGCUUACAACCCAAUGAUGGAACAUAUCUUGGUGCUUUAAGUGCAUGUAGUCACUCUGGGUUGUUGGCAAGAGGACGCCAGAUAUUUAGGGACCUGACCUUUUCCUCUUCUCUUACAUUGGAACAUUAUGCUUGUUAUGUUGAUCUUCUUGCAAGAGUAGGAUUCAUAGAAGAAGCAAUUGAGGUUGUGACUUCCAUGCCCUUCAAGCCUAACAAUUUUGUCUGGGGUGCUUUGCUUGGAGGCUGCCUUCUCCAUUCUAGAGUUGAGUUGGCCCAAGAGGUUUCCAGGAGGCUUGUUGAAGUAGACCCAAAUAAUUCUGCAGGCUAUGUGAUGUUGGCUAAUACACUUGCCUCUGACAAUCAAUGGAGUGAUGUCUCAGAGCUGCGGCUGGAAAUGAGAGAGAAGGGGAUCAUGAAGCAGCCAGGAAGUAGUUGGAUUAUUGUGGAUGGAGUUGUACAUGAAUUUCUUGUUGGCUAUUUGUCACAUCCUAAAAUUGAGGUCAUAUAUCAUACAUUGGCUGGAUUGGUGAAGCAUAUGAAAGUAGCAAGCCAAUAUCAGUUUGUGUGCUGUUAUUAGAUAUGCUCUGAUUACAGGAAGAGGAAAUCAAACCUGUUAUUUUUUG